This is a messenger RNA of Jatropha curcas, 1697 nucleotides long. RefSeq names its product Eukaryotic aspartyl protease family protein (gene NANA). Gene Ontology annotation, biological process: proteolysis. The record is from RefSeq and is a predicted model, not a curated record. Lineage: Eukaryota; Viridiplantae; Streptophyta; Magnoliopsida; Malpighiales; Euphorbiaceae. Gene Ontology annotation, molecular function: aspartic-type endopeptidase activity.
ACAGAGAAAAGGGAGAAUUUGUAGCUUAAAAAAAUACCACCUUUUGCUUUGAGCUUUCUUUUCAUCAUUCACCUAAAAAGUAGAUAGGAUUGGUGUUUGGAUGUUUUCUUUUCUACCCAGAUUGAUUAGCCAUCGAAAUGUGUUCACCCCACCUCCUACUGGUGUUAUCAUUAAUCUCAUGCUUUAAUAUUGUCAUAUUCUUUCUUUAUGUAGAUGCAAUUUCUAUCUCCAAUAAUACAGGAGUUUGGUUUGAGUUGAUUCAUAGGCAUUCGCAUAAGCUAAAGACAGAGGAUAAUUUGCUUGGACCACCCAAGAAUAGAUCGGAUCGUAUAAGGCAGUUGCUUGAAAGUGACAAUCUCAGGCAACAAGUCAUUGCAUCACAGUAUAAUAGAAAAAGAAGGGGCAUAAGUGUUUAUGAUGGAAAAGAAACAGCCGAGAUUCCAAUACAAACAGGUACAGAUAUUAGAGUGGCAGAAUACUUUGUAUCAUUUCGAAUUGGAAGUCCUCGACCGCAAAAGUUUUUGUUGGUGGCAGAUACAGGCAGUGAUCUAACAUGGAUGCACUGCAAAUAUAGGUGCAAAGGGUGUCCUAUGAGCAGUCCUCACCGUGGUAGGGUCUUUAAUGGUAAUGAUUCCCCUUCAUUUCGGACAAUUCCAUGCUCCUCUAAAAUGUGUGAAGAUGAUCUUAUCCCUUAUCAAAGCGUGGCCGAUUGUCCUUCCCCAGAGCUACCAUGUAUCUUUGACUAUGGAUAUGCUAAUGGGUAUCGGGCAAUAGGGAUUUUUGCUAAUGAGACUGUCAAGGUGGGACUCCAUAGUAGGCUCAAGAUAGUACUAUUUAAUGUGGUUAUUGGGUGCACAGUAAAAUUCAUUGGUGACUCAAAAUUAGAUGGAGUGUUGGGCUUAGGGUAUAGUAAGCAUUCUUUUGUCGUAAGGUUGGCAGAAGUAUUUGGAAACAAGUUCUCAUAUUGCUUGGUUGAUCAUUUGUCUCCAACUAACGUCAGAAACUACUUAAGUUUUGGAGAUGUGAAACAUACAAAAGUGCAAAAUAUGCAAUAUACAGAAUUACUACUAGAUUACAUGAAUCCGUAUUAUUGUGUUAAUGUUAGUGGAAUAUCAGUGGAUGGUAAAAUGCUAAACAUUCCACAGGAGGUAUGGAACAUCACUGGUAAGGGUGGAGUUAUUCUUGAUUCAGGCACAAGCAUGACAAUUUUGGCAGGAGCAGCACAUGAUACAGUGGUAAAUGCAUUUAAAGUUGCCCUGGCAAAUUUUGAAAAGAUAGAGAUACCAGGAAUACCUGUAAAACAUUGUUUUAGUACUGAAGGGUACAAUGAAUCAUUGGUGCCAAGACUUGUAUUUCAUUUUGCAGAUGGAGCUAAAUUUCAACCGCCAAUUAAAAACUAUGUGAUUGAUGUUGCUAGAGAUACAAAGUGUCUUGCAUUUACUUCUGGUGGAUGGCCAGGAACAACUAUUAUUGGUAAUAUUUUGCAACAAAACCAUCUUUGGGAGUUUGAUCUUGGCAGGGCUAGGUUGGGUUAUGCUCCUUCAUCCUGUAUUAUAUCUGAUACAUAGAAGUAACAACUUCCUUUUUAGUUUGUGGAUGUUGAAAGCAAUACUUAUGAAAAUUGUAUCUUUCAAUUAAUUUAAUUGUACUUAAAAUAAUGAUAAUAAUAAUGAAUGCUAAUUAAUUAGUUAAACUAA